CAAAAGUUGAAAAAUCAAAUUCGCAAUUUGAAAGUUCGAAUUACCUGUUUGAAAGAAGAAAGUACUGAUUUAAUCAUGGAAAUUGCCAGUUUGGAAAAAGAGAGUACUAAUCACGAAUAUUAUUUAGCUGCGGAAAUUAUUCAUUUGGAAAAUGAGAUUGCUCGUUUGAAUAAAUUAAAUCAAGAAGCCAAAUUAAUGUUGGAGGUGAAGUUUGCUGAAAAUCAACAACUGGGUGCAUAUUGUGAAUAUUUGGAAGGUAAUGGACCACCGCCAUCAAAUGAAGAUUGCAAUAAAUUAGAAUCAAUAUUUUCUAAUUUAAAAAGGGAAACACUUCAAAAAGUUUAUCAAACAGGAUUAUAA
Molecule: messenger RNA, 360 nt
Organism: Dentiscutata erythropus
Lineage: Eukaryota; Fungi; Glomeromycota; Glomeromycetes; Diversisporales; Gigasporaceae
Source: the annotation of a GenBank genome assembly